AUGGCGAAAAGGAUAUUCACGAUGCUUGAAUGUCAAUCGUUACUGGAGAAUUUCUCGCCGUUUAUAGAUAUCAAACGCUCAAAACGCUUCUCUGAUGAAUCAGCGACCGAUACGACCGAUGAUGAUACUAGUAGUUUGUUUUCAAACGCGUUUCUCGGAUUCCCACAGUUACCUGAAGAACCAAACCGCGAUUCGGAUAAAAGCGUUUUGUGUCGAAUCUGCGUUCGAUUACCCGACGGUAGAAAAAUACAGAGAAAUUUCCUCAAGAGUGAAUCUGUUCAGCUUCUUUGGUCCUUUUGUUAUUCACAGAUUGAUGAUCAAUCAGAGAAUAAUAAGAAGAAGAAACCAUUCAAGCUGAUUCAAGCGUUUCCUGGAUCGUACAAGACUCUUCACUACGGAUCUAAUACGACUUUUGAACAAUCUGGGCUUGCGAAUUCCGUAGUCUCGGUGACUUGGGACUUGGUCCCUUGGAUGGAUUCAUCUUCUCCUUCUCCCAAAAAAUCUGGAGAACCAUGCAGUUUCGAUUUCCUCUUUAGUAAUCUCUCAUUCGCCAUUUUUCUCUUCUUCUCCGAUUUGUUGUCUACUUCUCUUCUCUUGUUUAGCGAAUUUCUUCCGUCUUCUUCCAUGAGUUCUAGAGAUAGAGGAUCGCCUUCUUCUUUACCAGCAAUUGAUCAGUAUAACGAAACUGUGAAGAAUCAGAUACAAGCACUUGUUCGUGUUAUCAAAGUUGCUCGUACCUGUAGAGAAGACAAUGUCCCUUCCCAAAUUGAAGAGGGUCUCUAUCUUGGAUCCGUUGCAGCAGCCGGCAACAAGAAUGUAUUGAAAUCUUACAACGUUACACACAUCUUAACCGUAGCUAGCUCGUUGAGACCAGCUCACCCUGAUGACUUUGUCUACAAGGUUGUUCGAGUUGUGGAUAAGGAAGACACAAAUUUGGAAAGAUACUUCGAUGAGUGUGUCGAUUUUAUUGAUGAAGCUAAGAGACAGGGCGGUAGUGUUCUUGUCCACUGCUUCGUUGGAAAAUCACGGAGUGUCACUAUAGUUGUUGCUUACCUCAUGAAGAAACACGGAAUGACCUUAGAUCAAGCAUUGCAACUUGUUAAGAGCAAAAGACCCGUGGCAAGUCCUAAUGCCGGUUUCAUCAAGCAAUUACAAGACUUGGAGAAGUCUAUGCAAGGGAAGCAAGAACCGAUUGCACAAUGUCAAGCGUGA
Molecule: messenger RNA, 1212 nt
Organism: Arabis nemorensis
Lineage: Eukaryota; Viridiplantae; Streptophyta; Magnoliopsida; Brassicales; Brassicaceae
Source: the annotation of a GenBank genome assembly